ACAGUCGGUAUGUUUUCUUGCGUUCCCCAAAUGGGAACGAAGUGUAGAACAAAGACCGUGACCUUGUAUUGGGGCUUACUAGUUGUCUGCACCUCGCUCACUCUGGGACAGGCAAAUGCGGAAAUAUGCAGUGGUAUGGAUAUCAGAAAUCAUGUGGGCGAUCUUCGGCAGCUGGAGAACUGCACCAUAAUAGAAGGCUACCUGCAGAUCCUCCUCAUCUUCAAUGGCAAAGCGGAAGACUUCCGCGUCCUCCGAUUCCCAAAGCUGACGGUUAUCACUGAUUAUCUGCUGCUAUACCGUGUCUACGGGCUGGAGACACUGAGGGACCUCUUCCCAAACCUCGCUGUCAUCCGCGGGAUAAACCUUUUCUUUAACUAUGCCUUGGUCAUCUUCGAAAUGAUUCACUUGAAAGAGAUCGGGCUGUACAGCCUCCAGAAUAUUACGAGGGGCGCCGUUCGCAUUGAGAAGAACCAUGACCUCUGUUACUUAGCCACCAUUGACUGGUCCUUUAUCCUGGAUCCUGUGGAAAAUAACUAUAUCGAUCGGAAUAAGCAGCAGAGCGAGUGCGGAGAUGUCUGCCCAGGAACCAUGGAGGACCAGCCACUUUGCAUCAAGACCAGUGUGAACAACCAGUACAACUACCGCUGCUGGAAUGCGAACCACUGCCAGAAAGUGUGCCCAAAAGCUUGUGGAAAGCGGGCUUGUAACAACUGGGAUGAGUGCUGCCACGAGGAGUGUCUGGGCGGCUGCACCGCAGUGAACAGCAACAGGGCCUGUAUGGCAUGUCAAAACUACUACCACGAGGGCCAGUGCCUGCGCAGCUGCCCACCGGGUACCUACAAGUAUGGAGGCUGGCGAUGCGUGACCAAGGACUUCUGUUCAGAACCCCAGAACAGUGGUUCCAAGGAACCAUUCGUACUUCACCAGGGGGAAUGUAUCCUAGAAUGUCCGGCAGGCUAUAUCCGCAAUGGUAGCAGCAUGUACUGCACCCCCUGUGAUGGCCCUUGUCCCAGUGUCUGUUCAGUGAAAACAAAGACCAUCGAUUCAGUCACCGCAGCCCAGAACCUGCAGGGAUGCACGGUUAUUGAUGGCAACUUGAUCAUCACAAUCCGCAGGGGGAACAACAUCGCUGCAGAGCUGGAGGCCAACCUCGGGCUGAUAGAAACUAUUUCGGGAUACGUGAAAAUCCGCCAUUCCUAUGCCCUCGUCUCACUUUCCUUCUUUAAGAGCCUGCGCUACAUCAAUGGCGAGGAUCAGCUGGAAGGGAACUAUUCUUUCUACGUGCUGGACAACCAGAACUUGCAGCAGCUGUGGGAUUGGAGCCGUCAUAACCUCACCAUCAAGCAGGGGAAGAUCUACUUUGCCUUCAACCCAAAGCUUUGUGUGUCUGAGAUUUACCGCAUGGUGGAGGUAGCUGGUGUGAAGGGGAGACAGGGCAGUGCUGACAUGGAGCAACGGACUAAUGGAGACCGAGCUUCCUGUGAAAGUCACAUCUUGAAGUUUACAGCCAAUUCCACAGCCAAGAACAGGAUAAUACUGAAAUGGGAGCGUUAUCGCCCUCCAGAUUACAGGGACCUCAUCAGUUUCAUUGUCUACUACAAAGAAGCACCUUUUCAAAAUUUGACUGAGUAUGAUGGGCAGGAUGCGUGCGGCUCCAAUAGCUGGAGCAUGGUUGACGUUGACCUUCCCCAGAGCAAGGCCCAAGAACCAGGAGUAUAUUUGACGAAUUUGAAGCCCUGGACCCAGUAUGCCAUUUUUGUCAAGGCGAUCACUCUCGCCACUUCUGAAGACGGCCGUAACCAUGGGGCAAAGAGUGAAAUCAUCUACAUGAAGACAAACGCCUCAGUGCCUUCAGUCCCUCUUGACGUGCUCUCUAUGUCUAACUCCUCAUCUCAGCUGGUUGUGAGGUGGAAGCCCCCUGCCUUUUCGAACGGGAACAUUACCUACUACCUGGUGCGUUGGCAACAGCAGUCAGAGGACACCGAGCUUUAUAAACAUGACUACUGCCACAAAGGUAUGAAGCUGCCCACCAGAAUUUCAGCAACCGGGGCAAUUGACUUGGAGGGUGAAGGUGAUGCUGAUCUCAAGCAGUCAGAGAAAACAGAGCACGGCCAAUGCUGCACCUGCCCAAAGUCGCCAGAUGAACUCAAGGCAGAAGCUGAGGAAGUUAUGUUUCAGAAAUCCUUCGAAAAUUUUCUGCACAACUCCAUCUUUAUGCCCAGGCCAUCCCGUAAGCGCAGAGACACGUUUGGAAUAGCGAACGCCACCCUCCCUGCCAAUAACACAGCCGUGCCUGAGCAGCACGGGAACAAUUCCAACCCAGAGAGAAAGCAGGACUACACCUUCUUUGAGAGCAAAGUGUGGUACAAGGACAGGACGGUGAUCUCGAACCUGCGGCACUUCACCACGUACCGUGUCGACAUCCAUGCGUGCAACCACGAAGCUCUUAAACUCGGCUGCAGUGUUUCUGCAUUUGUGUUUGCGAGAACCAUGCCAGCAGAAAAAGCUGAUAAUAUACCUGGACUUGUCAUGUGGGAGCCCGGGGACGAUGAUGUCAGCAUUUACCUCAAGUGGCCAGAACCACCAGGUCCAAAUGGGCUGAUCCUAAUGUACGAAGUGAGGUACAGCCGUGGGGACAGUGAGGUGCAGCAGGAGUGUGUUUCCAGGCAGCAGUACAAGCUGCACAAUGGUGGCUGUAAACUAGAUCGACUAAGCCCUGGGAAUUACACUGCGGAGGUGCGAGCCACCUCGCUGUCUGGCAAUGGCUCUUGGACUGAUCCAGUGAUGUUCUACAUAAAGGCAAAACCACCUGGACCUGAUAAUCUCAUGCAGUUGGUCAUUGCUUUGCCCAUCGCAGUAAUGUUGGUGAUAAUUAGCCUGGUGUUAACUCUGUACUUCUUCAACAAGAAGAGAAAUAGUGACAGACUUCCCAACGGAGUCCUGUACGCGUCUGUGAAUCCAGAGUAUUUCAGUGCUGCUGACAUGUAUGUACCGGAUGAGUGGGAAGUCCCACGUGAGAAGAUUACCAUGAGCCGCGAGUUGGGCCAAGGCUCCUUUGGGAUGGUGUACGAGGGUGUUGCUAAGGGCGUGGUGAAGGGGGAUCCGGAGACGAGAGUGGCCAUCAAAACCGUGAACGAGUCAGCCACAAUGCGAGAGCGCAUAGAAUUUCUCAAUGAGGCAUCGGUGAUGAAAGAGUUCAAUUGUCAUCAUGUGGUACGUCUGCUUGGUGUAGUAUCCCAAGGGCAGCCAACCUUGGUUAUUAUGGAACUGAUGACACGCGGGGACCUGAAGAGCUAUCUGCGGUCACUACGGCCAGAUGCAGAGAAUAAACCUGGCCAAGCACCACCCACGCUGAAAAAGAUGACUCAGAUGGCAGGCGAGAUCGCAGACGGCAUGUCUUACCUCAAUGCUAAUAAGUUUGUUCACCGAGAUUUAGCAGCUCGAAACUGUAUGGUGGCAGAGGAUUAUACUGUAAAGAUUGGAGAUUUUGGGAUGACGCGAGACAUCUACGAGACGGAUUAUUAUCGGAAAGGAGGGAAGGGGCUGCUCCCUGUCCGUUGGAUGUCUCCAGAAUCACUGAAAGAUGGUGUUUUCACCACACACUCCGACGUCUGGUCGUUUGGUGUUGUUCUCUGGGAGAUAGCCACAUUGGCUGAGCAGCCAUACCAGGGCAUGUCCAAUGAGCAAGUUCUGCGUUUUGUGAUGGAGGGCGGCUUGCUGGAGAGACCAGAAUCCUGUGCUGACAGCCUCUACGAGUUGAUGAGGAUGUGCUGGCAGUAUAACCCCAAGAUGCGUCCUGCGUUCAUGGAAAUCAUCCAGAGCAUCAAAGCUGACCUGGAGCCCUCCUUCAAAGAGGUCGCCUUCUUCUACAGCGAGGACUGCAAAGUCCGGGAUGUGGAGGAGUUUGAGAUCGAGGCAGACAACAUGGAGAGCAUCCCCCUCGACCCCUCCUCCACCCUUCAACACACUGACAAACACUCAGGUCACAAAGUGGAAAACGGACCCGGUGUCGUCUUGCGAGCCAGCUUUGACGAGCGGCAGCCAUACACUCACAUGAACGGGGGGAGGAAGAAUGAGAAGGUGUUGCCUUUGCCCCAGUCAACAGUCUGCUGA
Carcharodon carcharias (great white shark) is the source of this 4113-nucleotide messenger RNA. It is a transcript of the gene igf1ra, whose product is annotated as insulin-like growth factor 1a receptor. The record is from RefSeq and is a predicted model, not a curated record. Lineage: Eukaryota; Metazoa; Chordata; Chondrichthyes; Lamniformes; Lamnidae. The transcript is spliced from 21 exons. Bases 10 to 4113 code for a protein of 1367 amino acids. Gene Ontology annotation, molecular function: phosphatidylinositol 3-kinase binding; ATP binding; insulin receptor activity. Gene Ontology annotation, cellular component: insulin receptor complex; axon; membrane. Gene Ontology annotation, biological process: positive regulation of phosphatidylinositol 3-kinase/protein kinase B signal transduction; glucose homeostasis; insulin-like growth factor receptor signaling pathway.